GUUAAUUCAUGCUCAUUCAGCUCAUAAGAAGUUUUUCGCGAACGAUACGUUGAUUUUUAUAGUUUUUCAUCGUUAAUAAAUUGUUCAAUUUCAGGAAAAUGCCAUAUUCCUAAGCAUCGUUUUGUGAUUUCGAUAUACUUAUUAUUGCUUGCUAGUUGGGUAGAUUGCACACUGGUGGUUGGUAUUUAUUGCAAAGUGUGAAUUAUCCUUGAAGUUGCUAGAACCACCAGACGUGGACUCACAAGUCAGUCAGUUGAUGAUUAGGGAUUGGCACAAUAGGGAUUUCUGGUCUAAUAAGUAAAGCUUACGAUAAUUUAUAAGUCAUCCUGUCUGCUUGUGUUAUUUGGGGAUAUAUUAUUGUACAUCUUGAUGUGCCCCUACUGGUGCUCGGUUUUCGUACUUAAUGGUAUUUAAUCUACAUCCGUAAUUCUCUGCCUUCCUGUAUAAAUCUACAAGGACCUAUUUAGUGCGUACCUUGUGCUGCCAAUUUCACACUCGAGCUUGUUAUUCGAGUAUAGCACACGUUUUCAGUCAGUGUGGAGCCUGCAGGCCCGUUCGAUCUGCUGAUACAGUCAGUUUAAUAUAUGACUGUGUGUAUACAUUUGUUUGUUAUUGAACCACUACGGAAUCCAGGAAUCGGCCAGUCAGCUGUGAUCAUCAUCGAAAUAUUCCGAACCAUUGUUUCUUAGCGACUCAAGUGAGGGAAGAAAAGAGGACAUACUGGGAAAUCUUCCACUUGUCUAGGCUGUACUAUUUUCCCCCGUCUUUCAAUGGCAGCAACGACUUCAUCUUCGACGCCUGCUCGUCGGAGAUUGUUGCGAGAUUUUAAGAAACUGCAGGAAGAUCCUCCAACUGGAGUGUCUGGCGCACCAAACGAAAUGAAUCUGCUCUCGUGGAAUUGCAUUAUUUUUGGACCUCAGGGAACCCCUUUCGAAGAUGGGACUUUCAAAUUAGUCAUGGAGUUUACUGAAGAUUAUCCCAACAAACCCCCUAAAGUUCGAUUCUUGUCCAGAAUGUUUCACCCCAACGUUUACGCGGAUGGAUCGAUUUGCCUGGAUCUUCUCAACAGUCGAUGGAGUCCAAGCUACGAUGUGGCGAGCGUACUGACGAGUAUUCAGUCCCUGUUAGACGCACCGAAUCCCAACAGUCCAGCGAACAGUCUGGCGGCUCAGCUUUACCAGACCGAUCGAAGAGAAUACGAGAAGCGGGUUGCUGCCAUCGUAGAAGAAUCCUGGCUGGAUGCGGAAGGCGAGGAGCAGCAGGGUCAGUCGUCCAAAGAAGAUGCCUCUAAUGAAACUGGAGAGGAAAAUGCUCCAUAGUUGCGAAUAAUAUACUGCCGUGAUGGCUUUGACCUGAUCACAGUACCUUUGACAUCUCAUUUGGGCACUCAAGUUGCUGAUCACGCUGCGUACAUUAGGUGGAACGGCGGAAGAUGUGCUUAUUUUGUCCUAUUGCGUCGUCGUCUGGCGAUUAUAAUCUGCUUUCUGUAAAAAGGAUAUUUUGUUUUUUUGACAGCUGCAACGUCCAGUCACUGUCCCGCUUGCAGCUGCAUUUGGCUUUGUUUGGCGCUUUCAUUGUGUUCUUCAACUCUAACCUAUUCAAAAGAUUGUUCCAAAUACACAUAAUUCUUUCGUUAUGUUAAGUACUAUAUAAUUAUGCACCGCUUGUUAGAAUAAACGAAAAGAUUUCUGG
This is a messenger RNA of Paramacrobiotus metropolitanus, 1692 nucleotides long. RefSeq names its product ubiquitin-conjugating enzyme E2 B-like. Gene Ontology annotation, molecular function: ubiquitin conjugating enzyme activity. The transcript has 3 exons. Bases 771 to 1319 code for a protein of 182 amino acids. NCBI's taxonomy places the organism in Eukaryota, Metazoa, Tardigrada, Eutardigrada, Parachela, Macrobiotidae. Gene Ontology annotation, biological process: protein polyubiquitination; DNA repair; proteasome-mediated ubiquitin-dependent protein catabolic process. The record is from RefSeq and is a predicted model, not a curated record. Gene Ontology annotation, cellular component: HULC complex.